AUGGCACCCCAUCCGCUCGUCGGCAAGGCUGCACCCUCGUUCGCCAUCCCUGACUCGGAUGGGAAUACGUAUGAGUUCAAGCCUGGUCAGGGGAAGCCCAUCGCGCUGUUCUUCUACCCCGAGUCUGGCUCAUAUGGAUGCACGCGCGAGGCAUGUCAGUUUAGGGACGCGUUGGCCGAGAAAGAAAUAUACAAGCGAUCAAACGUCCAGGUCGUCGGCGUCAGCCCGGAUAGCGUCAAGAAGCAAAAGGAGUUCGUCGAGAAGCAGAAGCUCACCGUACGUCUGGUCGCCUUCUCUGAUCCCUCCGAUUGGGUUUAG
Coniophora puteana RWD-64-598 SS2 is the source of this 318-nucleotide messenger RNA. Its product is annotated as thioredoxin-like protein. The record is from RefSeq and is a predicted model, not a curated record. Bases 1 to 318 code for a protein of 105 amino acids. Gene Ontology annotation, biological process: cellular response to oxidative stress; cell redox homeostasis. Gene Ontology annotation, cellular component: cytoplasm. Lineage: Eukaryota; Fungi; Basidiomycota; Agaricomycetes; Boletales; Coniophoraceae. The transcript has 3 exons. Gene Ontology annotation, molecular function: thioredoxin peroxidase activity.